AUAAGUAUAUGGCCUCUAAAAUGUCUGUUUUCGUUGGAUGAUUUAAGAAGGAAAGAUCCUAUUAAAAUUUUAGCUACACUGGUUUAUAGCCAUUCUUUAUCGAGGGGAAGCUUUGCAAGAAACAUUGGGUUUUAUGGGAGGUGGGAGUGCCAAUUUCUGAGCUAUAAUGAUGAGUUCUGAUGCAGACUUCAUACAACAAGGAAGAGAGUCUGAAUACAGAACCACCGCCUGCUAGGGAUAUAUAAGGGUCAAACCAAGUGAGGGCACAGUCAAACUAGAGACACUUACUUCUUUCUACUCAACCACAGCCUGCUCUAGAAACCUCACUAUGUCUUGCCACAACUACUGCUCUGGAAACUAUAGCUCAGGAUCCCUCAGGAAUAUCUGCCAUAUUCCUGUCACCUCCUCCAGUGCCCUCUGCUCUACCAAUGUGAGCUAUGGAGAUGCCUUCUGCCUACCCAGCAGCUGUCAAGGCAGUUCCUGGCUCCUGGACAACUGCCAAGAGACCUGCAGUGAACCAACCAGCUGCCAGCCAGCCAACUGCGAGCCCAGCAACUCUAGCUGCCCUUCCACUGCUUACUAUGUGCCCAGACCCUGCCAAGGAACCAGCUUUCUUCCUGUAUCUUCUUCCAUCUCAAGCUCUUGCUUCCCAGUCUCCUGUAGACCUCUGAGCUAUGUGCCCAGUGGCUGCCGUCCAUUGAGUCCUCUGCUCUACAACAGCCAUCUCUUGGGCUGUGCACCCAUUGGCUAUCGACCACUGAACUGUUUGCCCAACAGCUGCCGACCCCUGAGCCUCCUCACUUACGGAUGCCAACCCUUGAGUGGUUUGGCCUGUGGUUCGCAACCAUUUAGCAUUGUGUCCAGCAGCCUCAGACCCCUGAGGCCUCUCUCCAGUGGUUGCCAACCUCUGGCCCAUGUUUUCAGUACUUGUCGUCCAUCUUGCUCUGCCCUGGGGUACUAG
This is a messenger RNA of Loxodonta africana (African savanna elephant), 961 nucleotides long. Its product is annotated as keratin-associated protein 26-1. NCBI's taxonomy places the organism in Eukaryota, Metazoa, Chordata, Mammalia, Proboscidea, Elephantidae. Gene Ontology annotation, cellular component: keratin filament. The coding region runs from base 329 to 961 and encodes 210 amino acids. The record is from RefSeq and is a predicted model, not a curated record. Gene Ontology annotation, molecular function: structural molecule activity. The transcript has a single exon.